Messenger RNA from Schistocerca serialis cubense, 5075 nucleotides. RefSeq names its product protein yellow-like. The transcript has a single exon. Gene Ontology annotation, cellular component: extracellular region. NCBI's taxonomy places the organism in Eukaryota, Metazoa, Arthropoda, Insecta, Orthoptera, Acrididae. The record is from RefSeq and is a predicted model, not a curated record. The coding region runs from base 222 to 1589 and encodes 455 amino acids.
ACAGUCGAGAGAUUAGGCAGUCACGCUUCGGGAUACUUCGGACUGCGCCGUGUGGGUCCGCGUGACGCGUCGUAUCGCCACCGGGUAUAUAGAGAGGGGUCGCGCACAGGCGGGGUUUGCUCCAGUCCCUCCGCGACCGUUCUGUGAGCGUGCGCGCACGCGUGCGAACCCAAUCGACUAGAGCUGCCGUUCCGUCCGCGCGUCGAAGUCUCCGUCGCACCAUGCGGUGUUUGGCGCUGCUGCUGCCAUUCCUCUGCGUCGCCGCGGCGCAGAGGCCCGAGCUGAACGAGUUCAAAGAGGUGUACAUGUGGAACCAGUUCGACUUUAAGUGGCCGGACGAGUCGGUGAGGCUGCGCGCGCUGUCGGACGCGCGCUUCCAGCCCGUCAACUGCGCGCUGUCUGGCAUCCGCGCGUGGCGCGACCGGCUGUACGUGACGGUGCCGCGGCUGCUGCCGGGCGUGCCGGCCACGCUCGCCUCGCUGCCGGCCGCCGCGCCGCCGGCCGCCUACUCGCCGCUGCUCGACCCCUUCCCGUCCUGGGACAUGCAGGCCGUCGGCAACUGCACCGCGCUGCAGUACGUGCAGAGCGUCGAGAUCGACGCCGCCGGCAGGAUGUGGGUGCCCGACUCGGGCCGCGUCAACACGCAGUCGGGCAACGCGGACGCGCGCUGCCCGCCCAAGCUGCUCGUCAUUGACGUGGAGAGCGGGCGCGUGCAGCGCACCGUCCAGUUCGAGCCCGGCCUGCUCGCCCCGGACUCGCUGCUUGCCGACGUCGUGGUCGGCGACGACGACGUGGCGUACGUGAGCGACGCGAGCCCGAGCGACCCGGGCAUCGUGGUGGUGAGCGCGCGCGACAGCCGCGCCUGGAAGGUGCGCGACCGCACCAUGCGCGCCGACAGCACCUUCGUGCAGGUGGGCCAGCGCCGCACCGAGCUGCGCCACAACGUGUUCGCGCUGGCGCUGUCGCCGCGGCCGCGCGCCGGUCCCCGUCGCCUCUUCUACUCGCCGCUCAGCAGCUACGACCUGUUCUCGCUGCCCGCGGACGCGCUGGCCGCUCCCGGCGUCGCCGUCUCGGCGCUCGUCAGGAACCACGGCCGCAUGCAGUCGCCGGUGCAGGCGGCGGCGGCCGACUGGCACGGCAACCUCUACCUGGGCUACCUGCAGCAGGACGCCGUCGCGCGCUGGGACAGUUCGCAGCCGCUGGCGCAGGCCCGCCUGCUCACGCAGGACCCGGAGCGCCUGCAGUGGAUCUCGUCGCUGGCCGUAGACGCCGACCGCAACCUCUGGGUCGUCAGCAACCGGCUGCAGAACUUCAUGGCCGGCACCGUCAACCAGCAGACGCCCAACUACCGCGUCAUCCGCGCCUUCGUCGACGCAAAGUCGUACCUGUACAGCGACGACGCGUGGACGCCGCAGCAGGGCAGCGCCUUCACCGUGCCCGGAGCAGCCGCCACCACCCGCAGCAGCACCAGUAGCUUCGUCACCACCACUACAGUGCCGCCGCACGCAGACGGCGGGGCUUCCGCUCCGGCCGUCACGGUGCUACUCUACUCGUUACUGCUGUUACCGAUGCUAGUCGUUCUAGCCUGAGGUGCUCAGUAAUAACUGUGAAGUAAAAAUCACUUAGUCGCGCCGCACGACGCUCGCUACAAGCGAGAACACACUUAGAGUGUGGCACUCGACCAACAUUUUCAAAAUUCGCUGUACUUCUUUCGUGGUAACCGUAGUCUCUGUUCUUCGCAAAACUGAGACAGUGAAAUAAAUGGAAAACUUAAUAAACGAGCCCCCUCUACUGCCAAUGGACACUUUGAAGCACAGAUCCACGUAAAGGCUUCAUCGAGUUGUCAAAGGACCUUCAUUUCUAUGCCAGCACACUAGAAAAGCGAAUCUACAAAUUUUUCCAAUUUCUGAGUUAAACAACAUCACACUGAAGUAACUCCAUAUCAUCGUUGACAACUGUCUGUGAUCGUACAAUAGUGUAAACAACUUGUAGGAUAAGGAAAUAUUUUUUAAACCUUUGCCUACAAAAUGCAUCGGUACAAUUCUUCUUUCAAAAUUUUGGGCACAUGACAGAUGUGAGUUGUGUAUUUUAUGGCAUAUUAUUUCGUUAUUUUCUUCAGAAAAUUCUGCAGAUGGUCUGAGAGAUGUUCUAUGUAUUUGGAUCCGAUGUCGGAUACAUUACGACAGAUAUCAGCCAUAAUCGAGCUUCUGGUUUUUUCACGACACAAGAAGCUCCUUCCAUAAGAGACUUAACCCCUGGUGAUGGAGCUGUGCCUUGAAAUGCACAUUGGCGUAGUAAAAACGCCGUUGAUAACCCUGUAGACGGACUUUAGUACCAAGUUUUCCAUUUGUAAAAGAAGACAGGCAUUUAGCUAGCAGUGACAUGUCUGUGCUGGCCACUUUUAUAUUCUACAGCGACACUUUGAGUGUGUAUAAUUUCACCGUCAAAUUGUUUAAAGAUAACAAAACCACUUUACAUUGUCAGAAGACUGGCUGUGAGGUGGAUCUGUGGAAGGAAGGAGGCUGAAUCUGUCAGUAUGUGGAAAGUGAGAGUUCACCAGCAAAAGGCAGUCAUCUGGCACGGAAUCUGUUAUCACUUGGACAGAAAAAUACCACAAAAUUAAUACAGAACAGACUUAUUUCCUCCUCUUCCACGUUAUGCUGUUCAGUAACAGAAAUACUUGACAAUUAUCUUGAAUGUAACAUCAUCAGCAUAAGAAUUAAAAUGGGUUUUGGUAUUCCCAAUAGUAUUACAGGGCAGCAUUGUCUGCUGUAUCAUUCCACCCAUUCAGCUGCCUCUUUAGUUUCAGUGCACACGUGUGUGUGUGUGUGUGUGUGUGUGUGUGUGUGUGUGUGUGUGUGUGUGUGUGUGUGUGUGUGUGUGUGUGCGCGCGCGCACGCGCGCGCACUUGGGGGCAGAUGGAUUUUUGUAGUCGGCUAACCAACAAAAUCUCACAUGAUUCCCUCAGCUAAUGAUUGAUGUCACGUCCUACAAAGGAGCUAUAAGCUUAACCAAAAUUCAUGUAGGAUAGGGAAAUAUUUUUUAAACCUUUGCCUGCAAAAUGCAUUGGUACAAUUCUUCUUUCAAAAUUUGGGGCACAUGACAGAUGUGAGUUGUGUAUUUUAUGGCAUAUUAUUUCGUUAUUUUCUUCAGAAAAUUCUGCAGAUGGUCUGAGAGAUGUUCUAUGUAUUUGGAAGCUAUCAGCUACUUGUGUUAUCUGUAAAAAUACUGUGUCCACUUUGUAAAUAUGUAUUUGUGUAUGUACUGAUCCAUUGAGCAAGUAAUAAUAUAGAAUUCAUAAGAACUGUGAUCCAAAUGAUAAAUGACUGGAUGUUGUGUGGUGUGGGAGUCCUUGUUAAAUGAAACUGUUUACUGUUCAUGAAAUCUGUUCCACUUUCAACAAAGGGAGGCAGGCUAUAUGACAUCAGAGCUAGAAAAUCAGUCUGAACACAUCUUCUAGUUAAGCAUAUAACUUCAGAUUCUCAGCUAAAACUCCUAUUUACAGCUUCGGUUUUGCACUCAGUUUAAUAGCAGUUUUAUCUUUUCAUUUGAGCGGUAAAAUAUUUGUCAUAGAUUGUGUUCUAUAACUGUAAUAUUAUAAAAUCUCUGACAAAUGAGGUAGCUAUAUAUUCAUAACUGCUAAGGUUUGUAUGAAAUAAACUGCAUUACUCAUUAGUGACACACAACUUUGUGAAAUCAUUGAGCACACAUCCAGAAAUUUAAUGUUACCUAAAACUAACUCUAAACACUGUGUGUAUGUAUGUGAAACUGUUUAUAAUGUACACUUUGACCUCGUGAUAAUGGCUAUAAUAAAAUUUAUCUUCACAAUUAUUUGUUUCCAUUGUGUAAUUUACUUAACAUAGUUUUGGUUUUGCUUUCAGAGAACACAUUUACAAUAUUUUCAAAUGUGCGAGAGUCGCUUUCAUCCACAGCAAAUUAUAAUCUUUGGUUGUGUGGCAUUCACAUCAUGCUUAUGUCAUAGAUAUUUAUCAUUCUUUCAGUGUGCAGUUCCAUUUCUGAACUCAAUCUCCAAAUAGUGCUAAAUUGGCAAAAUUCUGGCCUUUUUUGUCUCGUGUAUUAUAAUAGCACAUUCUGUUUAUACUUUCGAGAGAGAGAAGAGGGAAUCAACCUUUACCUUGAACCAGAAAAUUUGCUAACCGUGCUGAGUGGUAAAAUACUCUCAUAAGGCUGGGAUAUAGUUCUCAACAUCUAUGAAGCAUUAUCAAAUUCUUGGUGAAGUGUUAUUCUAGCUCUAAAUGUGUGACUGUGAUAUAUCUUAAUGUGUCAGGUAUAUUGCAUAUAUGAUUUAAUCAAAUAUUACUGGAAAAAUUUAAUUAAAAUGUUUCUAUCAACCAGUCAUGAAGAAAUCACCUACUCUGUUUCUGCCAGAGAAAACAUUACAUUCAAUAGUUGCAAACUAUUAAAAGUAUCACUUUAGAUUCAGCAAGUCAAUUUAGAUUUCUUGAGAUAUGCAACAACCAAUUCCAUAAGGAGAAUAAAGAAUUAUUUCCUUUUCUUUUUUAUAUGAAGUGUGUCACAUUUCAGUGGUUUCUUCAUUUCUUCUCCUGGCAGUGUUUCAUUAAAUUGAACCAAACAAAUUAUACAACAAAAAUCAAAAUAAACACAUGUAAACACAAAGUGAUCUGUCAUAUGCAAAAGAAUAGGGAAGCACUGAUUUUGGUUGUCUAUGCAUCAUACCAAAGAAUAGAAAUAGUAUUCAUCAUCUUCUUCAGUCAAAUGGCUCCGACUCAAAUGAGUUCAUUACAAAGAUGGAUAAUUCCAUUUUUCAUUAAGUUUAGAUGUUAACUGAUUCCAGUAGUACUUUUCAAGUCAAAUCUAAUCAUAAACUUCUCAAGUUUCAAAAAUGGACAAAAUUUGGGCAUCUCCAUUAUAUUUCAGCUUCAUAUCAGGCCAACUUCAGCAGCAGCCAAUAAAAUGACAGGAUCACCUUUCUGGCAUUCCCAUACUGCUACGCAUAUCCAGUUUGGCGGAACUGCUUAUGUUGUAAGAUUUUGUAUUUUCAGUUGUAUCUUACAUUACAAUUUAACAUAAUAAAGUGCAAUUACAGAAGGGAA